Molecule: messenger RNA, 1809 nt
Organism: Cordyceps fumosorosea ARSEF 2679
Lineage: Eukaryota; Fungi; Ascomycota; Sordariomycetes; Hypocreales; Cordycipitaceae
Exons: 1
Coding region: 1-1809 (602 amino acids)
Source: RefSeq, a predicted model, not a curated record
AUGUUUCGCGACGAAAGCGAGCAUGUUAUUGAAAAGGCAACCACGUAUCGAAAGAGAUCGGACGCACGAAAACAGUCUCCUAGCCCUACAUCACCAUACAGCUCUGACGAAUCCUCAUCCCCUGCGCUUUCAGCAAGACCAUUGAACUGGAGAGAAGGACAAGCCUCGCCCAGGUUUCCGCCAAGCAGAGCAAGGCAAAAAAAGGCUUGCGCCGCCUCCGCCCAGGACUGGCUUUGCGAGAAGCAGCAGGAAAUAGUACGAGCAAAGAAUUCUGGCCGGAAUAUCAGCCCGGACCUGUUCUUGCCGUGCCAUUCCGCAAACUCCUUCCACGAGCGGGGCAUGGCUUUCUUCUUCUCCCGACAUGUAGCCAGAAACGACAUUGGCUACCAGAGCUAUGACUUUAUUUACGAUGUCUGGAAACCUCCCAACAACCCUAGUCCCGAAAACCAAGACAGCAUUGCUGCUGGCGUUGUUGCCAUUGGCUUGGCCGGCCUCUCCAAGGUCACGCGCUCUGCAGAAAUGAUGAACAUGGCUCGACGAAACUACGGCGCAGCGCUUAGCCUGACCACCGCCGCUUUGAGCGACCCAGCCGAAGCCAUCAAGGAUACUACAAUGCUUUCAGUGCUUCUUCUUAGCACGUAUGAAGUCGUUUCCGGAAGCACACCGCAGACCAUGGAAGCAUGGCAAAAACACGUUGACGGUGCCGCGGCUCUUGCUACACUUCGAGGCACCGACCAGUUCAAGACCACAGCUGGUUGCAAGAUGUUCCAAAUGCUGUGCUACAGCGUACUUCUCAGCUGCAUGCGCUCCGAUAUUCCCGCGCCCCCCGUCAUUGAGGAGCUGCGCAACAAGUCCCUGGAAAUGGGUAAGCUCGAUGGGACAAACAGAAAUCUCAUCGAUCACAUGUUCAAAACGACGAGGGUGCGACACCAGAUCAAGACUGGCAUCAUUACCAACAGAAAUGAUAUAAUAUCCACGCUGGCCAACUGCGAUGCGGAAUGGGCCCUCCUGGCUUCGGACUUACCAGACAUGUGGAGGUAUCACAACAUCAGACUUCCCAGUGCGAACCCGACAGCCAUGCAUCGCAACUGCCACGUAUAUCCCGGCCUCAUAGCUGCUAUUACAUGGAACGGCAUUCGGUCUACGAGAAUGCUUCUCCAAGAAGCCAUCAUCGAGCAGCUCUGCCACAAUGUUGAUAACGAGACUUGCCUGUCCGGUGCCGACCAGGAGCGACUCAUCAGUGCCAUAAAGACACACAACACCCUGACCGAUGCCAUCAUUGCUAGUGUCCCGCAGUUCUUUGGCACUGUCCGUUGGGAAGACUACGUGAAGAGCACUGGUGGUUCGGACGUCGGCUCCACCAGUCCGUCCACGGACCCUGCGACUCCUGAUCUACCGCCUCUUUCGAGUUCCCAAGGCUCGGAGCCCAUUGUGACGCCACAUGAAGAAGUGGUUGGUCGAAAGGGGCAAGCUGUAGUCGCCGUGCUACCGUCGCUCUUUGAACAAAAGGACAGGCCAAUGGGCGAGCUCUGGUAUGAUGUGGAGCGCAUCAUGACCCUCGCGGCCUCAUGCACGUCAAUUGUUUGGCCUCUGUAUAAUAUUGGCAUAUCACCGAACUGCAGCCCUGAGAAGCGCUCAUACGUACUCGACAGACUCAUGGCUAUAUAUGAAGAGACGGGGCUGGAGAAUGCUCUUGAGGUGGCAGAAACGGUGCGACAAAAGAUGACGGAGCAUCCCACGCAGCAAUGCUGCACCAACACGGUCAAGGUGGCCUUGGCCGACUCAUUGCCCAUUUCAUUGGACGUCUAA